Messenger RNA from Lentinula edodes (shiitake mushroom), 2970 nucleotides. RefSeq names its product DNA mismatch repair protein MutS. Gene Ontology annotation, biological process: chiasma assembly; mismatch repair. Gene Ontology annotation, cellular component: nucleus. The transcript has 20 exons. Gene Ontology annotation, molecular function: ATP-dependent DNA damage sensor activity; ATP binding; mismatched DNA binding. The record is from RefSeq and is a predicted model, not a curated record. Lineage: Eukaryota; Fungi; Basidiomycota; Agaricomycetes; Agaricales; Omphalotaceae. Bases 106 to 2796 code for a protein of 896 amino acids.
CUGGUUGAUUGGUUGUAUUAGCGCUGAAAGAGGCUCAAGUCGUCACGUUCGCGUUUUGGCAUUUUCUACUGUCACCUUCAUUUCAACGCGUCUUAGACUUUGACGAUGCCUGGCUUCUACAGGGGUGGAGGACAAAAUCGAAAGCGCAAAUUUCAUGCAACUAGAAGACAAAAACAACCUCAGGCUAGCACUCGAUCAAUAUCCGGUACACCUGCACCUUCGAACACUAAUGAAGAGGAGGUCCAAUCCGAGGACGGGGAGGAUUCCCCAACCUUGCAGAAGAAGGUCAGGUGGGAAGGCAGACAUCGGGCUAAUACCGAAGAUCCUACAGAGGAUGGAACAAUGGAAGGCACUAGUACUACAGAAGAAAACCAAGACUCUUGUGAACCUCAAGCUAGUAGGAUAGACAAGAUUUUUCUGACCGCAUGGUGUCAAAAUCGUCGCGUUGGUAUGGCAUAUUACGAUCCUAUCAAAUGCAGUAUAUAUGUGCUAGAGGAUACGGAAGAAACGUCUCACUUCGACGUGACAAAGAUGGUCUUGGAACAAGCUAGCCCUGACAUCGUACUCACAAGCUCAAGAUCCGAUGAUGAGUUCAUGGAUACAGUUCGAGAGCUGGUGGAGGUUUCUAGUGGCAUAUUUCAAAUCCGACCUAACAAGGAGUUCUCAGCUGCAAAAGGAAAAGAUAGGUUGAUCUCUCUGCAGCUGCUUUCGGACUUGCCGCAGGAUGAGGAUCAAAGCUCGAUGCUCUCGUCAGAUGAUGGGUCUUCUAUCUCCCGAAACGCGUACGAAUUCAUGGCGACGCGUAGUGGUGCGAUGCACGACCCGACUACAAAGCGAUGGAAUGCAUCGAUUCGGUUAUUUAAUUUUGCAUCUCUGGAGUCUUCUCCGCUUUGCAUGGCGUCUAUCGGGGCACUACUUGACCAACUCGUGCGUGCGCGUGCUGUUGAUGAUCUUGAAGAUGAGGGCAUUCGUGGACUGGAGGUCCGUGAUAUUGAGUGUCUGGCCCUGAAUGAAGUGAUGCAGAUCAAUGGCGAUGCUCUUUUUUCAUUACAGGUGUUCGAGAACGAAGAUCAUGCCUCGAUGCAUUCCAAUAAGACUAAAGAAGGUCUUUCGCUUUCUGGAAUUUUGAAUGUCACCAACACUGCAUUGGGUAGGGUUCUUAUGCGCUCCUGGCUUCUUCGGCCGUCGCUUUCCCUGUCGGUGAUAAAGUCGCGCCAUGACGCUGUCGAGUGCUUUCUUCGGCUAGAAAAUGUAACAACUGUCACUACCCUUCGAGGCCAUCUCAAGGGAAUCAAGAAUGUUCCUCGUAUUCUAAGCGUUUUGCGUAGCGGAAAGGCAAAAUUCGUCGAAUGGCAAGGAUUGGUGAAAUUCACUGUGCUGUGCGCUAUGUUAAAGGAAACUCUCACUGAACUCCAUGAAGCGUCCGGUCUUGAUAUUGUUCAGAAACUCCUCCCCGCCUUGGACAUUUCAUGCUUCAGAGAGAUUGGGACUAGGAUAAACGAUAUGAUUGAUUGGGAAGAAUCCACCGAAGCCAGAAGAAUCUGUGUCCGUCCUCAUAUCGAUGAAGAGUUGGACAACAGAAAACAUGUAUAUAAUGGGAUUGACACCGUUCUGUCGAAAGUCGCUGAAAGGAUAUCUCGCAUUAUACCUUCCGACUAUGCAUCUUCACUCAAUAUUGUGUAUUUCCCUCAGUUAGGCUUUCUCAUUUGUGUUCCUAUGCAAGAAGAGUGGCGAACUGAGGUAGGAGUCCAAGUGAUCGACGGUUGGAGUUUCCAGUUUUCAUCGGAAUCGCACGUCUAUUUCAAGUCGCAAGAGAUGCAUGACAUGGAUGCUCAUAUUGGAGAUUUACAUUCGCUGAUCGUAGACCGAGAGAUCGAGAUCAUUCAAGCUUUGCUCGAGGAAAUAUUGGUUCAUGACGCAGCGAUGUCACAUGCGUGCGACGUUUGUGCCGAAUUAGAUUGUCUGCUCGCUUUUGCAGAUGUUUCUAGGGCAUACGAUUACCAAAGGCCGGUCAUGGUUGAGGAUAAUAUCAUCGAUAUUGUCCAAGGCAGGCAUCCCUUGCAAGAGUUAGUUGUCGAUACGUUUGUUCCCAACGACGCUCGGAUAACAGGGGGAGAUGGACAUUUCUCAAUUUUUACAGACACUUCUGAAGCGGACACUCAACUGGAGGAAAAUCAUUUAAAGCUUUGGAACAGUGUCCUAUUGUGCACCGGAGCUAACGCAUGUGGGAAAAGCGUGUAUCUCAAGCAAAUCGCACUAAUCCAAUACAUGGCACAAAUCGGAUGCUUCGUACCGGCAGAGGCAGCGACUUUGGGCAUUGUAGACAAAAUCUUUACCCGCAUUUCAACGAGAGAAUCUGUCUCCAAAGUGCAAUCAGCAUUCAUGAUCGACCUUAAUCAAGUAUCACUGGCACUCCGAAAUUGUACUGCUCGCUCUCUUAUCCUUCUGGACGAAUUCGGCAAAGGAACUCUUCCAACAGAUGGAGCAGGCCUUCUUUGCGGCGUCAUCAAGCACCUCUUGGCUAGAAAAUCGAACUGUCCGAAAAUUUUGGUUGCAACACAUUUUCACGAUGUCUUCAGGAAAGAGAUACUUGAUCCUAAAUUGAUUCCUAUAUCUUUUCUACAUAUGCAAGUCAUGUUCACUGCGGCGCGAGAUGGAAGUCUCCUAGAGCCAGGCAGUCCUGGCAACUCGUUGACUUCUAGGAGCUUGUCUGCCACCCUUUCUGCAACAAAACCAAGUAGUAGUGUGGCCACGCAAGAAGGAUUACGAGAGGAAAUAACUUAUUUAUACAGGUGAAUAUCAUUCGGACUGUGGCCGGCCUGGUUCAAAUCUUCUCAAUCUAUGUAGGGUAAUGGAAGGGCUAUCAAUGGACUCGCACGCGGCCAAGUGUGCAGAAUUGUUUGGUAUUCCCCCCCGCUUGGUGCAAAGGGCGCAAUACGUUAGGUAACCAUGACUUUCGUUUAACGGCUG